AUGGGAAAGACUAGAGAUCCCUUCAAGAAAAUUAGAGAUACCAAGGGAACAUUUCAUGCAAAGAUGGGUUCGAUAAAGGACAGAAAUGGUACGGACCUAACAGAAGCAGAAGAUAUUAAAAAGAGGUGGCAAGAAUACACAGAAGAACUGUACAAAAAAGAUCUUCAUGACCCAGAUAAUCACAAUGGUGUGACCACUCACCUAGAGCCAGACAUCCUGGAAUGUGAAGUCAAGUGGGCCUUAGAAAGCAUCACUAUGAACAAAGCUAGUGGAGGUGAUGGAGUUCCAGUUGUGCUAUUUCAAAUCCUGAAAGUUGAUGCUGUGAAACUGCUGCACUCAAUAUGCCAGCAAAUUUGGAAAACUCAGCAGUGGCCACAGGACUGGAAAAGGUCAGUUUUCAUUCCAAUCCCAAAGAAAGGCAAUGUCAAAGAAUGCUCAAACUACCGCACAAUUGCCCUCAUCUCACAUGCUAGUAAAGUAAUGCUCAAAAUUCUGCAAGUCAGGCUUCAGCAAUACAUGAACCAUGAACUUCCAGAUGUUCAAGCUGAUUUUAGAAAAGGCAGAGGGACCAGAGAUCAAAUUGCGAACAUCCACUGGAUCAUCGAAAAAGCAAGAGCGUUCCAGGAAAACAUCUAUUUCUGCUUUAUUGACUAUGCCAAAGCCUUUGACUGUGUGGACCAC
Molecule: messenger RNA, 681 nt
Organism: Dama dama (fallow deer)
Lineage: Eukaryota; Metazoa; Chordata; Mammalia; Artiodactyla; Cervidae
Exons: 1
Source: RefSeq, a predicted model, not a curated record